AUGCGGUUUCUGAGGCUCCUCGCCCUCACGGCACUCUCAUUGACCGCUGCGGUCUCCGCCAGAAAGGCAGCAACCACUAGUAAAUUCGACACCUACAAGUCCAACUCGGCGCCCUUUGAACUCGACGAGACGAGCUACAAUGACCUGACGGCCUCGCCGCGCGACUAUUCCCUCGCCGUGCUCCUGACCGCCCGGGACGCCAAAUACGCAUGUGGGAUCUGUCGAGAGUUCGAUCAAGAAUGGAACAUCCUAGGACGCAGCUGGCAGAAAGGCGACCGCAGCGGGCAGAGCAGGAUCUUAUUCGCGACCUUGGAUUUCGACCAAGGGAGGAACGUGUUUAUGAAGCUCCAACUCCAAACCGCACCCGUGCUACUCCUGUACCCUCCCACCACGGGCGCGCACGCGAAACCCGACGGCCAACCUCCCCGGCUGGAUUUUCUGGGUCCCCAGUCCGCCGAAGCUGUCCACGGCUGGCUGUUGCGACACCUUCCACCGGGCCAGAAUUACCCCUCGAUUGUGAGGCCCAUCAACUAUGCGAGAAUCGGCGUCACCGUUACCGUGCUACUCGGCGUCUUCACCUUCCUCACGGUAGCAUACCCGUACAUCAUGCCGGUCGUGCAGAACCGCAACCUGUGGGCGGGCCUCAGCCUGAUCAUGAUCUUGUUGUUCACGAGCGGGCACAUGUUCAACCACAUCCGCAAGGUGCCGUACGUGGCGGGCAAUGGACGGGGCGGGAUUAGUUAUUUCGCCGGCGGGUUCCAGAACCAGUAUGGCAUGGAGACCCAGAUUGUUGCGGGCAUGUAUGCCCUGCUGGCCUUUGCGGCAAUCAAUCUCGCGCUCCGCGUCCCGCGGAUCAGGGACCCAAAGACUCAACAGGCCGCGGUCAUCAUCUGGGCGGCCGUCCUGUUCGGCAUGUACAGCUUCUUGAUGAGCAUUUUCAGGAUCAAGAACGGAGGGUAUCCUUUCUGGUUGCCCCCAUUCUGA
This is a messenger RNA of Cladophialophora yegresii CBS 114405, 984 nucleotides long. RefSeq lists its product as uncharacterized. The coding region runs from base 1 to 984 and encodes 327 amino acids. Lineage: Eukaryota; Fungi; Ascomycota; Eurotiomycetes; Chaetothyriales; Herpotrichiellaceae. Gene Ontology annotation, cellular component: oligosaccharyltransferase complex. The record is from RefSeq and is a predicted model, not a curated record. The transcript is spliced from 3 exons.